UCUCCCUCUCUCUCUCUCUCUGCUGCUAUUCUGGGAAGUGCUGUUUGGAAUAACCCCCUAUGAGUGUGUGUGUGCGCGUGUCUCCUGAUUUCACCCUCACAACACACGCACACAUACACACUCACAGCCCAGUCGGACGCGCACAGUGCACAGUGAGUGUGUGAGUGUGUGUGUGACUGCAGCAGCAGCAGUGUAGAGGAGCGACAGAUCAGAUCCGGUCGGAGAGGAUUCCUCCUUCAACAUUUUUACGCGCAACUUUCUCCUCCGACGCGUCUCUCUCCUUCACCUCCACCCGGAUCCAGCGCUCCUCCUCUCAGCUCCUCUCAGCUCCUCUCAGCUCCCUGGAUCUCUAACGAACCGUCUGCUGGCUGGGUUUCUGUUCUGGAGCGGAGGAUCUCCUGUCACCGGAGGUUGCUUGUUGUCAUUACCGGAGACAGACGGACGGAGACGGAGACGCGCAGCCGGAGGAGCGCAACACGGACGGAAGCUUCUCCUCCAGCCUCCAGCCUCCAGCCUCCAGCCUCCAGCUAACCCUCCCAGAGGUUCAGACAGCAGUAGAUUAACAGAGAGAACAGGCUACCAGUGGAGACCUGCUGAUCCAGGCUGGUUCCUGGCUCUGUUUCAGACCUGGGUCCUGGGCUACCUGAUGAAAAGCUCUUUCAGGAGCUGUGACCAGUUUGUGGACUUGCUAAACUGGACCAGAGGACAAACAGCUACACCAGGAUGGCCACGUGAGGACACGUUCUGUCGGGACUCCCGCUGAAACCAAACUGAGCACAUGCAGACCGACAGCUGACCGACAGGUGACCAACAGGUGACCAACAGGUGACCGACAGGUGACCGACAGAUUCUCCGUUCACCGUGGAGGCAUGAGAGAAAAACUACGUUUUCUUCAAGAGUUCAAGUCAACACGGGGUCUUUAGGGGAGGAGACUUGAUGACUUUUGAAGCUAAAGAAAGACGAUCUACAAGCACUUUCCCCAACAGAAAAAUCACUCAAGGAUUCGUCCGUCUUGAACUGGACAGAAACAUAACGCACAGCAACAUUAGUGUUUACAACAUGGCAACAGGAGAGAAGCAGUUCUGAUGUUAUCCACUAAAGCACCACCCUUUUAUUUCCACUUCCUGAUUCCCGUUUCCAGCCUGGCUUUACAAUCAGUCUAUUUCAGCAAUGGACGGGUACUUCCUGUUUCUGUGAACUUGUCGGCAGCCCUCAAAGGUUCAGCUAUCAUGCCUGGUAGUUUUGGGACCUUGUAACCCUCCCAACUCCCCCACCAUCCCCUCUCUCCUCCCUCUUCUAACGUCACCAAUAUGGAGGCUCGUGAAUCAGCUGCCGCCGGGCAGAGAUGCUCAAAUAAGGAACCAGUGAAGGAGAAGGCGUCUCUUCAAAGGAAGUGGGCGUCCGAGCCCUCUGCUAGCUCCAAACGAAGCAGUUUUGCUGACCCAGAGGCAAAACAACGCGAGAGUUUGCCGUGUGGUGCCACGGGCGGAUCAGCACCCCAGCAGAAAUACGCAAUUACAGGGAAUUCUGGGAAGCUGCUAUCUGGACCUUCUGCAGUUGGGGCCAUGGGAGGCCCGCCAUCUCAAGACCCCCAAGGACCCUUUGCUCAGGGGUUCCCGAGGGGAUACUCCUACCAGCUCGGCCAGCCGUACCCUCAGCACCCCCAAACUGAGCGCUUCCUCUCAGGAGCCAAACCCCAGCCAGGGCUAGAGCCUCACGCCUGGCCAUUUGCUGGCCAGUUGCCCUCGGAUGACCUGUACCCUGUAGGACACCCGGGACACACUCAUCCUCACGGGGCUGGGGCAGGGAGGUUUCCCUGCCAGAAAUCUCCCAGUUUACCCAGCUCCUUCGGACAGUAUUCUCAGUCGGGCCCUGAGCCCGGAGAGGAGGGCUACAGCAAAAAGGAGCAGAAGCCCAAAAAGCCCGGCAAGUACAUCUGUCACUACUGCGGUCGAGCUUGCGCCAAGCCCAGCGUCUUGAAGAAGCACAUCCGCUCACAUACUGGAGAGAGGCCAUAUCCUUGUGUACCCUGCGGCUUUUCCUUUAAAACCAAGAGCAACCUUUACAAGCAUCGCAAGUCCCACGCUCACGCCAUCAAGGCUGGACUCGUACCGUUUUCAGAGCUAGCUGUGGCCCGCGGCGGGGACAUGGACCAGGCGUCCCCAGUGGGCGAUGCCGAGGUCCACUCGGAUGGAGAGCAGAGUACCGACACGGACGAGGAAGGUGUGGAGGGCUCCACCAUGCUGAUGGACAAAGACAGCCCCAUCCCACAGAUCCCCUUUGAAGCUGACAAGAAUACAGGUGGUGUGGAACCAGCAUAUGCAGACUCAGCUGAAGAGCUGCUGGUGGGGUCAAUGAAAGUGCCUAUCCUUAUUGUCCCCAAGCCUGGGGGAGUCCCCUCCACGGGGAUGGAGUGCCCACCCUUUCAGGACAUAAAGGGGUCACACCACAUGUUGGCAUCACACGCUGGCGCAAGAGCGCAUUCACUGGAUGACUCCCCUACCAUCAAACAACGUUUGGCCCUGAGGCUGAAUGAGAAAAAAGGUCAGGACUGUGACUCUGCCAUGUCCCAGUCCCUGAACCUCCUCAGUCCUCACAGCAAAGGCAGCACAGACUCCGGCUACUUUUCACGCUCUGAGAGUGCAGAGCAGCAGAUCAGCCCUCCAAAUGCUAACGUCAAGACGUACGAAGAGAUUAUGUUUGGUCGGACUUGGUACUACCGACCUAACUCCAGAUCCAGACAGUCUAUCACAGUUGGCAUGGCGGGGGCAGACCCCAGCCUAGCUAGCUUAAAGCAACCAGGUGCUAUUCUGGACAUGGGGAAGAUCGCAGAGGAUCAUAUCUGUUAUAGAGGUGAUGUAGGAGUCUCUGGAGAUCCCAAGCAGUAUCCAACAGGACCCUGUCAAAGCAGUACAGGGCUUCUGGAGCCUCCAUCAGAUUCUGGGACCCUUAUUAGGAGUAACUCCAUGCCAACGUCCAACCCUCCUAACCUUAGCGUCCCCCCAGCGAUUCGAGGCAGCCACUCUUUCGAUGAGAUGAUGACGUCGGACGAUGUGUUUUACCCACCGGGGCGCAGACUCAGAAGACAAGCUGCGUUUGAACAUUCAGCCAAUGAAGCCCAUGUAGGAGAGGCCGAGGGCUACGGACACAUGCCCAAGAAUUUAGCUUCAUCUCUGGGUAUGAAGAUCGGUGAGCGCAACCCAGGAGUCCCAGAGCACAUUGCCUACAGCCCAUAUGGUACUAAAGUUAGCAUGUCAGAAAUAGCCACAAGAAAAAGGAGGAAAGAGAAGAGUGUUGGGGAUGAAGAGGACAGCCCUGGGCACUGCGACAGUAGCUGUAGUGGUUCAGUGGACAUGAUAGGGGACUAUGACUUUAGACAAGGUAGUCUUGAUGGGUCGAGAGCCACCCCAACAGGGAAGGGCUCUCUUCACAGCGCUCACAGCCAGUCGGACAGCUUUGAUACCUGUGCCAGCAUGUGCUCCGAGGACAUUGCACUCUUUACUGACUCUGAGGGCAGGAAGGCAGCUGGGAAUGUCAUAUCAGUCAUCCAGCACACCAACUCCCUCAGCCGGCCAAAUUCCUUUGAGAAGUCAGAGUCCUUUGAGCAGCCAGGAUAUCAGCCUUCAGAUAAAGUUCUUUCUAGCCAGUACUCUGAACAGUCCGACAAUGACAUCUAUGAAGAUGCUCUGAGUCCUGAAUCUGCCCUAUUCAGGACAGAGAGCAUGGAGCAGCAGCUGCAAAGUGACAGUGACCUGGCUUCCCUCUCAUCUUCGUCAGCUGCAGCGUCACCUGGCCAGCCUUAUCACAUCCCUCACAAGCUAGUACGACAACCCAACAUCCAAGUUCCUGAGAUCAGGGUGACGGAGGAGCCGGACAAGCCUGAGAAAGAUACAGAAGCUCAGAUGAUCAAGGAACCGGAGAAGCAGGCGCAGCAUGUGGAGGAAUUCCAGCUGCCACAGAGGAGUGACACACUCGCCCAGAUGCCAUCGGAAAAGCUCCCACCGAAGAAGAAGAGGCUGCGCCUGGCGGAUAUGGAGCACUCGUCAGGGGAGUCAAGCUUUGAGUCGACGUGCACCAGCCUGUCUCGCAGCCCCAGUCAGGAGAGCAACCUGUCCCACUCCUCGUCCUUCUCCAUGUCCUUUGACCGAGAGGAAGGACUCAAGUCUGUCUCACCCACCAAACAGGAUGACUCGUCGGCAUCUGGCGGUGGACCUAAGCAGUCGGAGUUCCUGACGGUACCUGGCAGUGGUCAUUCCAGCCACCACCAGCAGAGGGAGAUGAGGAGGUCUUCGUCGGAGCAGGCGCCGUGCACGCUGCCCACAGAGUUGCCUGAAAUGCGCAGCAAAUCCUUUGACUAUGGAAGCUUGUCCUCCUCCAGACAGGGAGAGAUAUACUCCAGUGCCUCUGCAAUGAAGGAACGCCGGCGUGGAUAUCUCGUCCGACAGGCUUCCCUGAGUGUUUAUCCAGAGGCAGUCAUCCAGGAACCAGCGGGUGCUGAGAUGUCAAUCAAACAGGAGGUUCUGGAACAUGGGGCGUGGCCUGGCCCAACAGGAUCCCCCCACAGCAGCAGUGAUGUAACCAGCAGAACCAAGAGAGUUGGCAGUAGCACUGGUGGAUCUCACCAACACCAACAGCACCAUCAGCAUCUCCUCCAGCAGAGUAUCAGUGAGGACAGCCUGCAGGACGAACCUCUCUAUGGCCGGUCCCAUCAGCAUCGCCUGCAGACCCAGGGCUCGUCAUCUGAAUCAGAAUAUCAAGGUCACGAGGUCAUGAAUAAGGAAGUAAUCCAGCAGUACCCGAGUGGUCCUCCCUACCUUUCCUACCAGCAACCAGGUCUGUACUGGGGUCAGGAGGCCGGUCAGACACCCAGACAGCAGCUGACCCUCCAGGCCCAGCAGCAACUCCAAAAGCUCCACAUCAGAUCCCCGGGCUCCCUGCCUGGACACUCACUCCACAAACAAGCACCGCUCCACUCCCUGCAGCAGAUCCAUGAUCAGCAGCCACACGAUGGGAAACCAGACAACCCGAGCUCUCAGAUGUACUCGUUCUCGUCUCGCUCCUCUCCCCUGCCUCAGCAACAACAGCAAAACUUUGCUUCUCUCGCCUCCAAGCACUCCCUGCCCUGUUCCACCACCACAACCUCCAUGCUCCUGCAGCAGGUCCAGCCGGUCUUUGCCACCCAGAACCUGAGCUCCCAGGCUUCUCUGCCUGGUAUGCUGGUUCCUGUGCGGAUCCAAACCCAUGUGCCAUCAUAUAGUAGUGUUAUGUACACCAGUGUUAGCCAGCUGGUAGCCAGCCAUGGCAGUGGGACACAAGGGUUGUGCUCAGCCAGGCCAGGCGGUUCUGACAACAGCAUCAUGUCUCCAGUUGUCUCUGUGAGUGUCAGUAAACCACCUGGAGGAAUUGGAGGAGGCAUAAGUGGGGCAGGUUUCAACCUAGCACAUUUCCUUGGACAGACUGAUGUUGCAGCGCUGCGCUACCCUCUCUGGAAGAGUCCAGAUUCACUACCGGAGCAACGCCUGAACACCGGGAUCCCACUGUCACUAACGUCAGGCACCAUAUCCACCACGGACGCCUCGGGAUCGGGCAUCGGAGGCAGCAAGCGCAUGCUCUCUCCCGCCAGCUCUCUGGAGCUCUUCAUCGAGACGAAGCAGCAGAAAAGAGUGAAGGAGGAGAGGAUGUACGGACAGAUUGUGAAGGAGAUGAGUGCAGUGGAGCUGAGUGGAACCGAAAGCAGUGGCAAGCCUGAGAAGGUCAGAGGUCAUCGAGCUCGUCUGAAGAGCGAAGGCUCCAUGGAUGAGUCUGAAAGGAUGUCCUCUUCUCCUCCACUAAGUGACUUCCCCGUUGCCACCAAGAUUGCCAUUCCCGUCCGUUCCUCCGCCCCCCACCUUCCCGACGUUCCCCGGGCCGAGAGCUUCACCCCCCCUCUCCAGAUCGUCACAGACCGUUCCCCGGUUUCAGGCGGUCGGGACUCCCCAGAGGAGCUCGAUGUGGACGAUUCAGUCCCAGAGCCCAGCUCCAGCCCACAGUCCAUGGUGUCCUCCAACGAUGCAGAGGACACUGACGACACAAAUCAGCCCUCAUCCAGUAAAAUCCCUGUUAGCAUGCUGGUCCAGCUGGCUGCCAACCAAAGCGCAGGAUCAUCCGGAGCAGCGGGCCAGACUCUGCUGCUCACGGAUGUGGCUGAUGUCCAGCAGUUUUUCCAGUUCCCGAGCCUGCGCACUAUGAGCAGAGUCAGCUGGUGUUUCCUGAACUACACCAAACCCAACAGCACCCAAACUGCCUUGCAUAGCUCCGUCUACAACUCCUGGUGUGUAAGCUCAUACAACCCCAAUCCUCUGAACCUCAGCACCAAGGCGGCACUGGCCCUGCUGAGGUCCAAACAGAGGAGGAACACUGAUAUGAUGUACUCAACUGCAGCCAUGUCGCCACCCAGCUCUGGAAAGCUGGUGUCAUCUGUGGCCUGGAAGCUGAGGUUUGAUCAGUUGAAGCCAGAGCUGAUGCCGGUUGACGUCAGUAAUUUCGGGAGGAAGAUGAAGGGAGUGGCAUCGUGGGAGCGGUCGAAGGAGGAGCAGGUGGAGAAAGAGGUCUCGGUCAAACAGCCCGCCACCGAACCGACCCGCAUCAAGAUCUUCGAAGGCGGGUACAAAUCCAACGAGGACUACGUUUACGUCCGUGGUCGCGGUCGGGGGAAAUAUAUCUGCGAGGAGUGCGGCAUCCGCUGUAAGAAACCCAGCAUGCUGAAGAAACACAUCCGAACGCACACCGACGUCCGGCCGUACGUCUGCAAGUUCUGCAACUUCGCCUUCAAAACGAAAGGAAACCUGACGAAGCACAUGAAGUCGAAGGCUCAUAUGAAAAAGUGUCUGGAGUUGGGAGUCUCCAUGUCUUCUGUUGAGGACAACGAGGCGGACGAAGGAGAUGUCGGAGAGGAAGGCCAGAGGUCUGAAAAGAUGUCCCGAGGCGCCAUGGCGGAUCACCAGUUCUCAGACGCCGAUGACUCCGACGGCGGAGAGGACGACGGCGAUGAGGUGGACGACGAUGACGACGAAGAGGACGACUACGACGGCGACUCCACCCCUAAGACCCGUUCUCGCUCCACCAGCCCGCAGCCUUACAGCCUGCCGUCCAUGUCCAUCACGGCGGUGGCGUCCUCCUACCCGGCUCCUCACCUGUCUCAUCACUCAGCGUCGGACCUCCUGGGCAGCGCCACCAAGCCGCCGCUGUUUGGCUACUUCACUACCGUGCCGAGCAUCCAGAUCACGCCGCAGGCGCCGCCCAGCGACCACGGCCAGACGGAGUACCAGCGAGGCCUGCAGCGGGCGCUGGGCGGCGGGCUGCUGGCUCCUCCAUCCUCCUCGUCCUCCAUGGACGAUGACCUCCCCGUCCCGUCCCCAGACUUCUCCUCCUCGUCCUCCCGCCUGUCCUCGCCCGGGCUGGACCACUCCCGCUGCCCGUCCCCGAACUCCCCGUCCUCCUCGCCUUCAGCCCGCCGGUACCUCUCCCCACGCCGAGACCUCUCGCCCCGCGCCGGACACCUCUCACCCCGGCGGGACAUCUCCCCUCUGCGUCACAUUUCCCCCAAGAGAGACCUGGGAGGAGGCUACCGGAGAGACCUGUCCCCCAGGAGGGGACACCUCUCGCUGCUGUCCCCCCUCUCUCGGCCCACGUCUCCGGCAGGAAGAGACUACAAGCGUGACCUUUCACCACGAGGGCGCCACAGGGCGAUGAUCCGGCCUGUUUCUCCUCGCCGAGGGCUCCACCAACACCUCCUCCACCAAAGCCAGCAGAGUGGAUCGCGGGGCCUCAGGACGGGUCACCAGGCCGGGCUACUGGGUCAGACGGAGCUGGGACGCCGCAGAACCAGCGCAGAGAUGGAGACGGAACAUUGUUUGGGCUCAUCGUCGCUAGGGGAACGGGACCAGGGCGGUAGCCGCGGUAACCAGUCCAGCCCACCUCACCAGGUCCUGUUCAGUCACCUUCCUCUCCACUCUCAACUCCAGGUGCGUUCUCCGUUCCCGAUGAUCCCCAUCGGAGGGAUCCAGAUGGUCCACUCCGUCCCCACGUCCGUCAGCUCCCCGCUGGGCCAGCAGGGGGCGCCGCACAUCGCAUCCCGCCUGCUGAUGCAGAAGAGCACGUCGGAGGAGUCCACCGCCAGCGAGGCCGCCUCCCCUCAUUUCACCUCCUUCACCGAGAGGGGACUUCGAGUAGGAGGAGGAGGAGGAGGAGGAGGAGGCGAGAGGCUGAGGGAGUCGACGUCACCUCACCCGUCAUCGCAGGAGAGGGAAGCAGGAGGAGGAGGAGGAGGAGGAGUGAGGCCGGAGCAGGAGGAGAGCAUCCAGACCUGCACCAAGGCCAUCGCCUCACUCUGCAUCGACUCGGAGGAGCUCGCCGAGAGAGGAGGAGUAGGAGGAGUAGGAGGAGGACUAAUAGGGGAUAGAGGGAAAGAUGGAGGCAGAACUUCCUCCUCCUCCUCUCCCUCUCCUUCUGCGUUGUCCUACGACUCCCAACUGCAGCGCUCGCCAUCCAUCUCCACGUCGCCGCCGUCUCCUCACCCUUCGCCGUCUCCUCCACAAGGUCCUGGGAUUCAGCACUUUAGGGGCCUGGAGCUCAGGCCCCCCCACCCAUCCAUCCCCGCCUCCUCCCCUCACUACUCCUCCUCCUCAUCCCCCUCUCCCGCCUCCUCUCCUCACCCUCCCAGCCCCGGAUCUGAAAGCCUCCAGCCGUCCAGACCUCUGAAGCUGGAGAGAGACAGGGAGGCGGAAAGCACAAAGAGAAGCAGAGAGGCGUCGUAGGGCUGCAGGAGACCGCCGUGGAUUUCCUUUUGUUGUUGUUUUGGAUGAUAGGAAGGGAUGAAGUGCAACAGAGAGAGAAAAAAUGACUUUUGCACACUUUACACACUUCAGUUUAUACACACAUACACUCUCUCUCACACACACAAAUACAAAGAACAACUUGUCAAACAGACUAAAACACGACUGGACGUCUGCAGUUCUGAUGUUUGUGCAGCAUGCCUGUCCUAACCGGGGCCUGCUCUCAGAAACCUAUUUAAAGACUUUAAAGAGGAUCACAUGUACGGUAACUCCACCAACACGAGCCCGACCAAAAUCUGCUAAAACACAAAAGGACUCUGGUUAAAGCGGUACGUCGAGAAAAGACUAAAUGAGCUACGUGUGUGCCUUUUCUUUCAUCUUUUGUGUUUGUUUUGUGCUUAUAUUCUUAUAAGCAGACAAAGCAGGAAGGUAAAUGUAAAUACAAUAUUAUCACGUAUCAGCUUUGUAAUAAAUGCAAUCCCUCCUCCCUCCUUCCUCCUUCCUCCUUCCUCCUUCCUCCUCCCCUCUCUCUCCCGUGUUUCCUUUUGGACACCUUAAAGUCUCGACAAGCGAUGUGAAGUUAUGGAUAUUACUAUUACGUACGGUUGCACUAAAACAUAUUUUUAUAUGAGUGAAAUUUUAAAAAUGGCUUUUUUUGUGUACAGCAGCAAUUCUAUAAUACUAUUUAUUAUUGUUACCAUGUUUCAUAAAUUGUACAUUUUUUCUUAAAUGUUGUGGAUGCCUUUUUCUAUGUAAAGCAUGAGGUUUUUUGCUAUCGCUGACAUUAGGGCGAGGAUAUGUACACUGUAAUAUGGCUUUAUAUGUUAGACCUAUUUAUAUAUCUGUCUGAGUGAGCCCCCUCUGCUUGGAGGUAUAUACACAUAGAAGUAAGAUUUACCAGAAUAUUUACCCAGCAUAUGAUACAUACAGUAUAUAGAAUCUAUCUGUCUAUCUAUCUAUCUGCACUUAACAUUUAGAAGGACAUUCACAUUAAGGUUUCGCUAGUUUGCUUGUACAUUUUUCUCUGCUGCUCUUUGCCGUUCCCCUCCGCUCGGGAUUUCUCUUGUUUUUUUUACUUUCGUGGUUUUAUUAUUUUCAUUUUUACGAUGCAGACUCGCUCUCAGCAUUAAGUGAAUGAACAUGCCUUCUUGCACCGUGGCAUUCUGCUCAGCUGUUGGUUUUUAUACACACCCCAUACACCCCACGACCCCCACGACCUCCCCCCAUACACCCUACGACCUCCCCCCAUACACCCCACGACCUCCCCCAAUACACCCAACAACCUCCCCCCAUACACCCUACGACCUCCCCCCAUACACCCUACGACCUCCCCCCAUACACCCCACGACCUCCCCCAAUACACCCAACAACCUCCCCCCAUACACCCCACGACCUCCCCCCAUACACCCUACGACCUCCCCCCAUACACCCCACGACCUCCCCCAAUACACCCAACAACCUCCCCCCAUACACCCCACGACCUCACCCCAUACACCCCACGACCUCCCCCCAUACACCCCACGACCUCCCCCCAUGCACCCCCCGACCUCACCCCAAUACACCCAACAAUCUCCCCCCAUACACCCCACGACCUCACCCCACACACCCCACGACCUCACCCCACACACCCCACGACCUCACCCCAUACACCCCACGACCUCCCCCCUUACACCCCAUAACCUCCCCCCAUACACCCCACGACCUCAUCCCAUACACCCAAAAACCUCCCCCCAUACACCCCACAACCUCCCCCCAAUACACCCCCCGACCUCACCCCAUACACCCCACAACAUUAUGGUGUACGGUUAUAGACCUGCUCUAUAUAUAAAGCGUCUUGAGAUAACUUCUGUUGUGAUUUGACGCUAUACAAAAAUAAAUUGAUUUGAUUUGAUUUGAUUUGACAUCGCCCCAUACACCCGACAACCUCCCCCAAUACACCCCCCGACCUCCCAACAUAUACCCCACGACCUCCCCCCAUACACCCCACAACAUCGCCCCAUACACCACACAACCUCCCCCAAUACAUCCCACGAUCUCCACACUCCUCCCCAACAUGGUGGUAGCUCCACUUUCUGAAAAACGACUUUGCUUGAAUGGUUUUAUUCGUCGGAUAUCUGAACGGGGAAAACAUUCCAGUCCGUGUAAAUAUUCAGUCCACCCCCCCUAAACACACACACACACACACACACACACACACACACACACACACACAUGUACAUUGUUUUGGCAUUGAUGCACAUUGUUGCCAUGGCAAUCAACCCUCCUUAUUUAAUGGUUUUAUUCUGGGGACACGUCUACAAACACACCAAACUCUCUGACUAAUGCACCUUAUAUUUCUGAAAGUCCCAGCACUCUGAUCAGUUGUUCUUUUUGCAGCAAACUUUUGAUUGAAAUGGAAAUGUUUAGGAGGAGAACUGCUCUACGCUCUGAACCCAGAAACUGUCUGAAUAAUAAUCAUUUACCAGUUGUGACAUUGAGGCUUUCUGCACUGCUGUUUUGGACCCUCCUCGUCUCCUGGACAUCCCUUUGUAGCUAAGCAAUAUUUAGCCAGAGCUCUGCUCACCAGCAGGGAGUGUAUUUGUUGCAAGGCAACAAUAAGCGUUUUUAAAAAUCCUAAAAUCAGGAGACGAAGGGAGCAGCAGGAGGUUGCGGUGAUUUCAGCGACUACUCUUUUGACAGUUUUUGGGCGGAGUCGGGCCGGCUGCAACGCGAGUGUGUAUCUCUGUACUCUGUAUCGGUGUGUAUUCGACCAGUAUAUCCUCUUCUUACGACUUUUUUCUAUUUGGAUCCUCCCUCUGUUAUGUACACUUAUCAUGACGACAAUGAUGUCUUUUACAAAAAAAAAUCUCUUUCUCUCUUUCAAAGAUAUCAAAGCACAAAGUCAUUGUAUAGAAAUGACGACAAUACAAAAAAUAAAAGGACAAAAAAAAGGUAAACGUGCAUAUAAAAGGGUAACUUUUGUGAUGGUGUUCUGUGGAAUUAAUACAUAUAUCAUGUAUGACCCCAGUUGCAACAAGGAAUCGCAGUAGAAGUGGAAAAAAUGGAUUGUUGUUUUCAAAUAAAUAUGAAUAGAAUCA
Molecule: messenger RNA, 11890 nt
Organism: Sebastes umbrosus (honeycomb rockfish)
Lineage: Eukaryota; Metazoa; Chordata; Actinopteri; Perciformes; Sebastidae
Gene: hivep2a
Product: HIVEP zinc finger 2a
Exons: 19
Coding region: 1311-8795 (2494 amino acids)
Biological process (GO): regulation of transcription by RNA polymerase II
Cellular component (GO): nucleus
Molecular function (GO): RNA polymerase II cis-regulatory region sequence-specific DNA binding; DNA-binding transcription factor activity, RNA polymerase II-specific
Source: RefSeq, a predicted model, not a curated record